Clarias gariepinus (North African catfish) is the source of this 2662-nucleotide messenger RNA. Its product is annotated as sialoadhesin-like. Gene Ontology annotation, biological process: cell surface receptor signaling pathway. The transcript is spliced from 6 exons. The record is from RefSeq and is a predicted model, not a curated record. NCBI's taxonomy places the organism in Eukaryota, Metazoa, Chordata, Actinopteri, Siluriformes, Clariidae. Gene Ontology annotation, molecular function: transmembrane signaling receptor activity. The coding region runs from base 1286 to 2377 and encodes 363 amino acids.
CAUCAAUCCCAACAGAACUCAACACUUUACUGGUGACUCUCUCACACUGAGCUGUGAGGACCAGAGUAACUCUACUGGAUGGACAGUGAGACAAUACACAUACAGUGAGGGAGUUUCACCUUGUUCAUGGUGGGGAUCAGUUACAAAAUCUACGUGUAAAAUCAGCUCCCUCUACACAUCCUACACUGGAGUUUACUGGUGUGAGUCUGAAUCUGGAGAAAACAGUAAUCCUGUCAACAUCACAGUGUAUGGUGAGUCUUCAUCUAGUGAGUUUACUGUUAAAGGGCAAUUGAAAUGUUUUAUUAUGGAAUAUUCUUGAUUCUGAGUUUUCAAAUAGGAGAACUGUUCAAUAAGAGACACUAACUAUAACUGGUUUAUUUCAGUAAGGUUUUGAAAUUUCUGAAUUUUCUCUAAUUGUAAUAUUACCUGAAGGUAAUGACAUGGAAAAAUAAAUUCAUGCUUUAUUCCCCCUGAAUGAAGCAGGCAAUGACUUCCAGAUUCAGACCUACAGUUGAUCCUUGGUGUUUAAAAUAAAUUGUUGAUCUUCACAUACAGUAGUUACUUGGUUUUAGAGAAAUGAAAAAACUACUAAACAAACAAAACAAUAUAAAAUUAACAGAUUUCCUUCCUUUACUUGUCCAGGUCUAGAUAGCUAGCAAAGAAAACUCUCCUAUCAAGCAUAACUAACUUUUAAAACAAUAUAACUAACAAAAAACAUGCAUAACAGAUUCCCUUCCUUUACCCAUUCACUUCUGGUUACCCAGGAAAGAAAUUUCUUACAUCAAUCAUAGCUAACUCUAAACAAACAAUUCACACAAACAAACAAGCAAGAAACAAAUCUUUCACAUUUUUUGUACUUUCACAAUUACUGUGAGAUUGUAAAUAAACUCCACGUCCCUGAUAAAGGCAUAGUAAUGUGCAGUGUUGUAUGUUAUCAGGCUCUGCUGCUAAUAACAUUACAAAGCCGUUAACAGAUCUGCUCCAUGGUGACAUCUCUUAAUGGAGUUAUAAGGUUUUCUUUAUUACUUUCUUACAUGUUUAGUAUUUUUUAUUAUUCCUUUCUUUUUGUAUUUUCUGUGAGGUAUGAAAUGAUUUUUAUGUAUGAAGUAAAUCUACAGAUAUAAGUACAGUAUAUUUGUGCAUUUCCUGUGAAUGGGCAUUGAUGUCUCAGUGGUAGGUUUCUGGAAGGGCAAUUCGGCGUAAAUCCUGUGCCAAGCUGUUUUGCGGAUCGUAUGAUCCACUGUGGCAACACCUUAACAAGAGCAGCCAAAAGCUUAACAAAAACAUGUGUAUUUCCUGUGUAACAUGGAUAGGGCCCGUAUUGAGUGUAUCUCCACAGAGCUGGCUGACUGAAGGAGACUCAGUGACUCUAAACUGUGAGGUUACAGACUCCUCUACAGACUGGACAUUCAGCUGGUACAGAGUGGUUAUCUACAGGGAAGGUUAUAGACAUAUCAGGUAUAAAGUGGAACUCCUCUCAGACAGCAGGAGAGGAUGUGGAGGCUCCUACACUAUCAGUCCUGCUGCUCGUAAUCACACAGGAGUUUAUACGUGCAGAGGACAGAGAGACGGACAGCAGGUUCAGACAUAUUACAGUCUUCCACAGCCACUAUGGAUCACUGGUGAAUCUCCUCCAGUCUCUCUGAUCAUCAAUCCCAACAGAACUCAACACUUUACUGGUGACUCUCUCUCACUGAGCUGUGAGGACCAGAUCACUGGAUGGACAGUAAGACAAUACACACAGAGUGUGGGAGUGCUGGAUUGUUCACACCUGAGGUGGGGAUCAUUUACAGGAUCUACAUGUGAAAUCAUCUCCCUCUCCACAUCCUACACUGGAGUUUACUGGUGUGAGUCAAAAUCUGGAGAAAACAGUAAUCCUGUCAACAUCACAGUGCAUGAAGGUGAUGUGAUCCUGGAGGCUCCUGUCCAUCCUGUGACUGAGGGACAUCUUCUGACUCUACGCUGUUUAUAUCGCAACACAACGUUCUCAAACCUCCGAGCUGAUUUCUAUAAAGAUGGAUCAGUUCUCCAAACACAGACUACAGGAGAGAUGAUCAUCCAUAAGGUCUCAAAGUCAGAUGAAGGUUUCUACCACUGUAAACUCUCAGAGAGAAGAGAGUCAGAGACAAGCUGGGUCUCAGUCACACGUGAGAAAUCAGGUCCAUCAUAUGUAAAACCUCCCAUCAUGUUGAUCGGUAGUGUAGUGAUGGCCUUCUCAUGUCUACUGGUGACCAUCAUUCUGCUGUUUAAAUGUUACAGAGCUCAAGCAUAUAACCCUCAGCACUCGGUGGAACUAACGUUCUACAACUCACAGAGCUGGCAACUGACAGCUCAAACUGAUGAAGAGAAAAUUGAGAAUCCAGUUGUGGAGGAGUGAGCAGAGUUACUGUGUAAGAAGAGGAAGUUGUGGUGUUUUCUUUAAGGAUAAUCGAUCGCUUGUAUAAUAAUUAUUAUUAUAAUACAUUGUUUGCUUUAAUGUCAGGCUUGAGUUUAUUUAGCUAAAGCCUGCAAAUACUGCUAACUGAAAGGAGCGAGAGAAACUAAACAAUAAUUUAACAAUAAUAAAACGAUAAUGUAACAUACAUAUGCAUUUGCUGUAGAAGUGGAUUUAAUUCCAGUAUUACAAUCGGCACCAUAACACCUCAAAGCAUUUCAUCUUAUA